This is a messenger RNA of Gossypium arboreum, 381 nucleotides long. RefSeq lists its product as uncharacterized. Lineage: Eukaryota; Viridiplantae; Streptophyta; Magnoliopsida; Malvales; Malvaceae. The coding region runs from base 1 to 381 and encodes 126 amino acids. The transcript has 2 exons. The record is from RefSeq and is a predicted model, not a curated record.
AUGACUAAUCUGAAGGCGAUGUUCGCUCGCCUUAGUUUGUUUGACGAUGGGAGUCUGUUAGCUGAGUUACAAGUUAAGCUGACUUGGAUUGAUCAGAUUCAAGAUAAGCAGAUAAGGGAUGAGUCUUUGGGUUUACGGUUUCGUCAGGUUAAGAGUGGAAAAAUCUGUGUACCAAAUGAUACUGAUUUGAGGCAGUCUAUUCUGAGGGAGGCGCGUAGUAGUCCUUAUGCUAUGCAUCCUGAUGGUAAUAAGAUGUAUCGUGAUCUCCAUAAGUUGUACUGGUCGCCGAGUUUGAAGCGUGAGGUUACAAAUUUUGUGGCUCGAUGUCUGACGUUCUACCAGGUUAAGGAUGAGCACCAUUUGCCUUCAGGUUUGUUGUAG